GAAGUUAUCACCAAACUCCUGAUCCACGCUCUGUGACGCCGCACGAAAACUUUAAAGUCUUCACUUUUCGUGAGACGACAGGGACGCGGGAUGCAGAGGAUGGGAUGAGGCUGAAACAGACAUAUAAAGGAUGUGAAAAGAGCGGCGGCUGUGAUCGAGAAGAAUAUUAUAUUUCCCUUAUCCGCAGGACAAGGAAAAGAUGGCGAAUUCAAGCUUUCCUUUCUGGAGCGCUGCCCACCGAGCUGAGAUACUGGAAAACCCUCUGCAGACUUAUCUCCUGGGAAUCAUCAUCUCUAUAUGUGGGAAUGUCCUCAUCAGCAUUUCACUCAACAUACAGAAAUAUGCCCACGUCCGUCAGUCACAGCGUGGCUCCAAACCCUACUACACCUCCGUGAUGUGGUGGUCUGGUGUGGUUCUCAUGGGUGUUGGGGAACUGGGGAACUUUGCUGCCUAUGGCUUUGCCCCAGCAUCCCUCGUGGCCCCACUGGGCUGCGUGUCUGUCAUAGCCAGUGCGAUCAUAUCUGUGGUUUUCCUGAAGGAGACGGUGCGAGCCUCUGACAUCGUUGGUGGAACCCUGGCAAUUACAGGAACAUAUAUCUUGGUGACCUUUGCCCCCCACACGUCCACACACAUCACUGCGCAUCUGGUCCAGUAUUAUUCCAUCAGCUGGCACUUCUUGCUUUACCUUUUUAUAGAGGUCAUCCUCUUCUGCAUCCUGCUCUACGUGUACAAGAGGAAGAAUGUGAAGCACAUUGUCAUCGUGAUGUUGCUCGUGGCCCUGCUCGCCUCGCUGACAGUCAUCUCAGUCAAAGCUGUAUCAGGGAUGAUCGGAGAAUCGAUUAAGGGUCAACUGCAGCUCAUCUACCCCAUCUUCUACGUCAUGUUUGUCAUCAUGGUCGCCUCCUGUGCCUUCCAGAUCAAAUUUCUGAAUCAGGCAAUGAAAAUGUUUGACGCCACAGAAGUGGUUCCGAUCAACUUUGUGUUUUUCACCGCGAGUGCCAUUGUUGCAGGGAUAGUGUUUUACCAGGAAUUUGAAGGUCUGGCUUUACUCAACAUUUUUAUGUUUCUGUUUGGUUGUCUCCUGUCAUUUCUUGGAGUUUUCCUGAUAGCCCGAAACAGACCAAAGAUAAAGCAACAAGAUCGCAAUAUUAUCUCUUUGGACAAGAUCCCUGGGAGAGUGCACGCAGGCAAAGUGCAGCCUGAGGCCAAGACUUCGACAUACGGUUCGCUGGCAGCCAAGCUUAUGUGCAGUAGUGCUGGACAAACAGAUGAUUCAUAAAGACCCGCUCCAGUGCUGGUUGGGACUGCAAUUUAGGUAGACUUGUGAGUGCAUGUCUUUCCUUUGGGUACUUAAAUAAUAUCUCUAUUUAUAGCAAUAAAUGGUGGGAGGCAAGUCAAGCCAGUGUCAGCUGAGU
This is a messenger RNA of Solea senegalensis (Senegalese sole), 1415 nucleotides long. Its product is annotated as NIPA-like protein 2. The record is from RefSeq and is a predicted model, not a curated record. The coding region runs from base 200 to 1279 and encodes 359 amino acids. Gene Ontology annotation, molecular function: magnesium ion transmembrane transporter activity. Gene Ontology annotation, cellular component: membrane. The transcript is spliced from 11 exons. NCBI's taxonomy places the organism in Eukaryota, Metazoa, Chordata, Actinopteri, Pleuronectiformes, Soleidae. Gene Ontology annotation, biological process: magnesium ion transport.